Messenger RNA from Candidula unifasciata, 1545 nucleotides. The record is from the annotation of a GenBank genome assembly. Lineage: Eukaryota; Metazoa; Mollusca; Gastropoda; Stylommatophora; Geomitridae.
AUGGCAGACUACCUGAUCACAGGGGGAACUGGCUACGUCCCUGACGAUGGAAUGGCUGGAUCUCAGCUCUUUGGUUCUGGGGAUGGCCUCACAUACAAUGAUUUCCUGAUUCUGCCAGGAUUUAUUGAUUUUCCUGCCAAAGAUGUGGAUUUAACUUCAGCUCUAACUAAGAACAUCAGUCUCAAGGCACCUCUAGUAUCCUCUCCGAUGGACACAGUAACAGAGUCACAAAUGGCUAUUGCCAUGGCUCUUUGUGGAGGAGUUGGUGUCAUCCAUCAUAACUGUAAACCAGAGUUUCAAGCCAAUGAAGUGCGCAAAGUUAAGAAAUAUGAACAAGGCUUUAUCCUGGAUCCUAUCGUGAUGUCCCCGGAGCACACAGUUGGCGAUGUUGUUGCUGCCAAGAAGAUGUAUGGCUUUUCUGGCAUCCCUAUCACAGUUAAUGGGCACAUGGGGGAAAAGCUGGUGGGUCUCGUCACUCAGAGAGACAUUGACUUCCUGUCUCACAACCAACACUCAACACGUUUAGCAGAUGUGAUGACUCCUGUUCAAGAUAUAGUUACAGCUGAAGCUAAUGUGACAUUGAAGGAAGCCAACCUUAUUCUGCAGAAAAGCAAGAAAGGUAAACUUCCCAUCGUUAAUGAUAAGGGUGAACUGGUAUCAUUGAUAGCCCGCACUGAUAUGAAGAAAAAUAAGGAGUUUCCUCUGGCUUCAAAAGAUGAAAAAAAACAGCUGAUUGUAGGAGCAGCUGUUGGGACACAUACUGAUGAUAGGGAACGCAUAGAGCACUUGGCUCAGGCAGGAGUGGACUUUUUAGUUCUGGAUUCAUCUCAAGGUAACUCAGUUUAUCAGAUCGACCUGAUCCGAUACAUCAAACAGAACUAUCCUCACAUGCAGAUUGUCGGAGGCAAUGUUGUGACUGCAGCCCAAGCCAAAAACCUUAUUGAUGCUGGAGUGGAUGGUCUCAGAGUGGGUAUGGGAAGUGGCUCCAUCUGCAUCACACAGGAAGUAAUGGCUGUGGGGCGACCUCAGGGAACAGCAGUAUAUAAAGUUGCUGAGUAUGCCCGCAGAUUUGGUGUACCUGUGAUUGCUGAUGGUGGCAUCUCAUCUGUGGGACAUGUAAUCAAGGCUUUAGCUUUAGGAGCUUCCACAGUGAUGAUGGGAUCCAUGCUGGCAGGUACAUCAGAAGCACCGGGAGAGUAUUUCUUCGCUGAUGGUGUGCGGCUGAAGAAGUAUAGAGGCAUGGGCUCCCUGGAUGCAAUGGAGCAGCAUAAAGCUUCCCAGAGUCGAUACUUCAGUGAGAGCGAGAAGAUCAAAGUGGCUCAGGGAGUCUCUGGCUCAAUUGUUGACAAGGGUUCCAUCCACAAGUUCAUGCCUUAUCUCAUAGCUGGCAUUCAACAUGGCUGUCAAGAUAUCGGGGCCAAGAGCUUAUCUAUACUCAGAUCCAUGAUGUAUGGUGGAGAACUGAAGUUUGAAAGGAGAACAACUUCUGCUCAAAUUGAAGGAGGCGUUCAUGGUCUUCAUUCAUAUGAGAAAAGACUUUACUGA